AUGAAGGCUACUUUCUUCGCCGCCGCCGCGGCCAUGGCUGGUGCCGCCAGCGCUGCCAACCACCGUCACGCUCACCAGAUGUUCGCCAAGCGCGGCAACGCUGCCAGCACUGGCUUCCCUGUCGCUCCCACCGGCACUGGUGACGUCUGCCUCCCUGGCUGCACCACCAUCUGGAAGACCAUCACCGGCGAGGCCACCCUGGUCCCCGUUAAAGUCACCACCGUGACCUCGACCUCGACCAACACCUCGACUGUGACCAUCACUCCUACGCCCACCGCCGUCUCGACUCCUGUCCAGACCACAACCGUCAUCGUCGUCCCUACCCCCGAGGUUCAGCGCUGCCCUACCCCCGGCACCUACACCUUCCCGGCCACGACCAUGACCGUCACUGACACCACCACUGUCUGCGGCGCCACCACCACCAAGGUCCCCUCCGGCACCCACACCGUCGGUGGUGUCACGACCGUUGUCACUACCCUGACGACCGUUACUUGCCCCGUCGCUACCGUCGUCACCUCUGGCGGCGUCACCACCAGCACCAUUAGCAUGACCGAGUACGUCUGCCCUACCGCCGGUACCUACACCAUCGGUGCCCACACGACCGCCUGCGAGACCGAGACGGUCAUUGUGUACCCCACGCCUACCACCAUUGUUCCGGGCACCUACACCAAGCCCCAGGUUGUCGUGACCGCCACCGAGACCGACUACGUUACCGUCUGCCCCUACACCAGCUCCGGUCUCCCCACCAGCACCCCUACUCCUUCCGCCGUCAGCACUCCCGUUCCUGCGCCUGCCAGCAGCACCGCUACUCCCGCCCCCAGCUCUGCUGCUCCUAGCUCUGCCGCCCCCAGCUCUGCUGCCCCCAGCUCUUCUGCCCCUGCCACUCCCGGCAACAGCAAGACCGAGGUCAAGGGCACCAACGACCACUUCGCCAUCACCUACGGCCCCUACGACAGCAGCUCUGGUAACUGCAAGACUGGCGACCAGGUCAAGAAGGACAUUGCUGAGAUCAAGAAGGCUGGUUUCCAGGCCGUUCGUAUCUACGGCACCGACUGCGACACCCUUGUCAACGUCGUUCCCGCUUGCGUUGACCAGGGUCUCCAGGUCAUUGCUGGUAUCUUCGUCAAGCCCGAAGACGAGUGCUCCAUCACCAGCCCCCAGGUCAAGAAGCAGGUCGACGACCUCGUCUCCAUGAACAACUGGGACGCCAUCCGCCUGCUUGUUGUCGGCAACGAGUCCAUCAUGAACAAGGUCUGCUCUGCCGAGGAGCUUGUCAAGCUCAUCAAGGAUGUCAAGACCCAGUGCUCCGGCUUUCAGGGCCCCGUCACCAUUGCCGAGACGCUCAACAUCUGGCAGCAGAAGGAGGUCUCCGACGCCAUCUGCCCCCUCGUCGACGUCGUCGGCGCCAACAUCCACGCCAUCUUCAACCCCAACGUCGAUGCCUCUGGCGCCGGUGACUUUGUCAAGCAGCAGAUGGACAUCCUCGGAGAGAUCUGCGGCAAGUACGUCAUCAACCUGGAGACUGGCUGGAAGAACGAGGGCGCUUGCAACGGCAUCGCCUGCCCGGGCCCCGAUGACCAGAAGAAGGCCAUCAGCUCCAUCCGCAAGACUUGCGGUGACGCCUCCGUCUUCUUCUCCUUUGACAACGAGUCUUGGAAGCCCGCCCCUGACCAGAAAUGGGGUCUCGGUGCCGUCUUCAACUUCUCCGUGUAA
Akanthomyces muscarius is the source of this 1713-nucleotide messenger RNA. RefSeq lists its product as uncharacterized. Bases 1 to 1713 code for a protein of 570 amino acids. The transcript is spliced from 2 exons. Gene Ontology annotation, biological process: cell wall organization. NCBI's taxonomy places the organism in Eukaryota, Fungi, Ascomycota, Sordariomycetes, Hypocreales, Cordycipitaceae. Gene Ontology annotation, molecular function: 1,3-beta-glucanosyltransferase activity; glucan endo-1,3-beta-D-glucosidase activity. The record is from RefSeq and is a predicted model, not a curated record. Gene Ontology annotation, cellular component: extracellular region; cell surface; fungal-type cell wall.